CCUGCAUAGGCAAACUUCGGCCGGUCCUCCAUCUCAAAUUUGAGCUGGUCCUUGUCCUAAGUUCGACUUGAUCCCCUUCCCGCACAACAAAGGAAAAAGUACAAGAUGGCGCCUACCAAAAAAAAGGAGGGCACCGCCACCCACCCCAUUGACCUCACGGCCUCCAACCCCGUCGUCAGGGGCCGCGUGACCAAGGGCACCCCCCGUCGCGGCAACGGCAGCGGCGGCGGAGGUAGAAGAACCCCUGGCGAUGGGGCUGAUCCCAACCCGCCCAAACUCGGCAAAGAAUCUGGUCCGGCAUGUCUUAACUGCAAGAAGAACAAGGCCCGCUGUGAUAGGGUGCUGGCGUGUGAAAAGUGCGUAAACGCUGGCGUCGUUUGUCGUGAGGCCGAGGACAAGGGCAAGGGCAAGGGCAAUGGGAACGAUGGUUGUGGUAAUGGCGCGCUGGCUGCUGCGCCCCCGGGCAAGCCGUUGAAGGCUUGUGCUCGGUGCAAAGAGCAGCACGCUUCUUGUGUCAGGGGCAGGAAGUGUGUUAGGUGUGAUAAGAGGGGGCUGGAUUGUGUUAUUGGCUGAGGAACUGGUUACCUACCCUCAACUGAUGGGGGAUGAGGAAUGUGUAGGAUGGUGUAGUCGCAUGGGGUUCAUGGGGGAUAAGGAAGGUGUUGAUGGUGGCACAGGGAUUGUCUUUGUCGUUGAGUUCUGGGGG
Messenger RNA from Parathielavia appendiculata, 706 nucleotides. RefSeq lists its product as uncharacterized. The record is from RefSeq and is a predicted model, not a curated record. The transcript is spliced from 2 exons. Gene Ontology annotation, biological process: regulation of DNA-templated transcription. Bases 106 to 573 code for a protein of 155 amino acids. Lineage: Eukaryota; Fungi; Ascomycota; Sordariomycetes; Sordariales; Chaetomiaceae. Gene Ontology annotation, molecular function: zinc ion binding; DNA-binding transcription factor activity, RNA polymerase II-specific.